AUGCAUCCCAAGCACAUCUUCCCAAUCUCGCUGGCGGCCUCCGUCGCCGCCACCGGCCGCCCAUCUGAUGUUUCGAUCUGCGACUACUACACAGGCGCCGUUCUGAAGGACAACACUCCGGCCAAUCAGUACACGCUCCUCACCGUCAUCGUCAACACCGUCGUGAUCGGCAACUACUCCGCCUGUGCUGUAGGCAACGGCCUACCUGGCAUCCUGGCCCCUGCCGAUUAUGGCGGUGAAUACGUCAACCUUCUUCCUUACUUCAAUGGCUGUCUCAAGAGCACCAACGUCGAUGGGCAUCCGGCGAGCGUCAACUUCCUAGAUGGUGGCGGAGCAGCUCCCCUCAUGAACAACAUGGCUGCAAACAGUCCCAAUACGGCGCAAUAUGCCCUUCUCACUCACCUAUAUCAAUUCUUCGGCAAACUCCUCGGCUGUUCCGGCUAUGGCGAGAUGGGCUUCCCGGCGUACAUGGGAGACCCAAGCAUGGCCCGUGUCCACAAGUUCAUGUCGCUUGAUCCAGCCGAGGUCGGAUACUUCAUUGACCAAGUCGGUGCUGCAGCCACCUGUCUUGGUGUGUCCAACUCCGAUGUCUCGACCGUCGCAGGCGUUCUCAUGCAGUACUUUGGCUAUCGCUGCUCGCCGCCGCUGGCAAUCACCGAUGGGCCUCAGCUGCAGAGUAUUUGUGAGUCGUGCAAGUGCCCUGUCGACCCUAACGGCGGAUGCGAGCAGGGUGGAUGGGAUGACUGGUGUCCUCCUGAGCCACAGACGGCACCGCAGUGUAUGAAGUCGGGUGGGUAUCAGAGUAGGAAAUUCUGA
Messenger RNA from Cyphellophora attinorum, 816 nucleotides. RefSeq lists its product as uncharacterized. The coding region runs from base 1 to 816 and encodes 271 amino acids. The record is from RefSeq and is a predicted model, not a curated record. NCBI's taxonomy places the organism in Eukaryota, Fungi, Ascomycota, Eurotiomycetes, Chaetothyriales, Cyphellophoraceae. The transcript has 2 exons.